AUGGGAGCCGCGUGCUCCUCACCCAGCGACGAGGAGGUGCACACCAGCAACCCACGAGCCAACGGCCGCCAUUCGAUUGCCUACGCUCCGGCUGAGAUCACGUCGCCACGCGGCUCGUGUGAGCCCGCCUCCGCCAAGGGUCCUCUCGACGCCAGCCUUGGAAAUGCCACGCGCCACGGCGUCAGCCCGGGGCCGAGCGGCUCCUCUUACGCCAAGAUCAACCAAGACCGGGGCGUGGCUUACUGGCCGUUCAACUCGUCGCACAACGAGGCCCUCUUCUGCGUCUUCGACGGGCACGGGUGCAACGGCGAGAAGGUGAGCGAGUUUUGUAUGAAGGCCAUCCCCGCCGCGCUCCAGGAGCACGGCGACGAGCUCCGAUCGCACCCAGAGGAGGUGCUCACAAAGGCGGUCUGCUCGGUCGACAAGGCGGUCCUCAAGAAGAACGGCGGGCAGUUUGCGCGCUCGUGCGGCACGACGAGCACCAUCGUCUACAUCAAUGGAUCGACGCUCUGGGCGGCCUGCAGCGGCGACUCGCGCGCCGUCCUGGGCUCGAGCAAGGGCGGCAAGAUCCGCGCCCGGGACCUGACAAACGAUCACAAGCCCGACGGCGAGGGCGAGCUGGAGCGAAUCCUCAACGCGGGCGGCGAGGUGAGUCGCGGCGAGUACGGGCGGCCGGCGCGCGUGUGGGCGGCGGGCAAGAUCGGGCUGGCCAUGAGCCGCUCCGUCGGAGACGGCGAGUGCAAGAAGUACGGUGUGAUCCCCAACCCCGAGGUGCAGCGCUUCGAGCUGGCGGCCGCACCGGACGCCAAGCCGGAGGGGGACGGCGAUCGCUUCGUAAUCGUGGCGAGCGACGGCGCGUGCGAGAUCGUCGCCUCCGAGCCCGGCUCGAUGAGCCGCGGCUGCGCCAAGCUCGUGCAAGAGGCGGCGCUGCGCUGGAAGCGCGAGGAGGGAAACUACCGGGACGACAUCACCGCGAUCGUCGCGCGGCUGCCCUUCGUCUCGAGCGGCGAGGCGCCGACGCUCGAGCUCGGCCUCUCGGGUGGCUCCUUCGAGGGCGAUGCCCUCUACAUCAACAUGGGAGAGCAAGGCCGCCGCAUCUCCGAGAUGGGCGCCGGCGACUCCUCCCCCGCGCCGGAGAAGGCCGGCGACGACUUCCAGAACCGCCGUCUGUCCGUCGCCGCUCGGGACGACGACGAGUGGUCGGACGAAUCGGACCGCGACGGCGAGUGA
Messenger RNA from Emiliania huxleyi CCMP1516, 1230 nucleotides. RefSeq lists its product as hypothetical. The record is from RefSeq and is a predicted model, not a curated record. Bases 1 to 1230 code for a protein of 409 amino acids. The transcript is spliced from 5 exons. Gene Ontology annotation, biological process: protein dephosphorylation. Lineage: Eukaryota; Haptophyta; Isochrysidales; Noelaerhabdaceae. Gene Ontology annotation, molecular function: protein serine/threonine phosphatase activity; cation binding.